Molecule: messenger RNA, 666 nt
Organism: Cryptomeria japonica (Japanese cedar)
Lineage: Eukaryota; Viridiplantae; Streptophyta; Pinopsida; Cupressales; Cupressaceae
Exons: 1
Coding region: 1-666 (221 amino acids)
Molecular function (GO): nucleic acid binding; RNA-DNA hybrid ribonuclease activity
Source: RefSeq, a predicted model, not a curated record
AUGUGGGAGCUGUGGAAGGAAAGAAAUAGACGUCUCUUUAGAAAUAAAAAACUUGAGGUUCACAAAAUCAUCAAUAUAAUUGACUCUGCUACCACUGAGCUCAUGAACAACUGGCUUUUAUCUGACAUAAUAAAGAAUGCCUUAGUAACCUACUGGGAUGAAAAGAUGAAAAAACACUGGGAGGGCUUAUCUUUUUCUCCCUUUGUAUGGGAUGGUCCUCUUGAAAGUCUUCGAUCAAGAGCUGAAUGCAGAUGGCAGCCCCCAGGCGAAGGAUGGGUGAAGUUAAACUUUGAUGGGGCAUUCCAUGGCAAUCUAGAGCAAGCAGGUAUAGGAUGCUCUGUUCAUAAUUGGGAAAGCAAAGAAAUCGCUAUCCUUGCUUCCCCUAUAGGCAUCAAAACCAACAAUUGGGCGGAAUUGAUGGCCCUAGUAGAGGGGCUGCACCUGUGUAGGAGAUUAGGAGUUAAAAAUUUGGUUAUUGAAGGGGAUCCGACUAUAAUUAUCAAUGCUCUCAGGAAAUGCAGCAUGCCUAACUGGAGACUAAACACUUUGUUGUCAAAGGCUAUUGACUUAUGUAAAGGUUUUGAUAGGUUCACAGUCAAUCAUAUUUAUAGGGAAGGUAACAAAAGAGCGGAUGAGCUGGCCAACAUAGGAGCGGAUGACAUCUAA